This is a messenger RNA of Monomorium pharaonis (pharaoh ant), 1153 nucleotides long. RefSeq names its product activated RNA polymerase II transcriptional coactivator p15 (gene Ssb-c31a). Gene Ontology annotation, cellular component: nucleus; transcription regulator complex. The transcript has 4 exons. Lineage: Eukaryota; Metazoa; Arthropoda; Insecta; Hymenoptera; Formicidae. The coding region runs from base 317 to 679 and encodes 120 amino acids. Gene Ontology annotation, biological process: positive regulation of transcription initiation by RNA polymerase II. Gene Ontology annotation, molecular function: transcription coactivator activity; DNA binding. The record is from RefSeq and is a predicted model, not a curated record.
AUAUUUCUGCAUGUGCACAUAACGGCUGUGAAAUAUGGUUACGUUCAGAAAACAAGUGAUCAGUGAGCGGUCAGUGAUUAUUGAUCCUUAUUGUUAGAUCUCUAAAUUUAGAUCAAUUAGAUUAGCGAAUUAUUCAACUGUUGUGCAACGGUUGUGUUUUCUAAACGUAGCCAAUGGGAGUACAUUUCAAGCGUAUAGUAUAUAAGUAUUUUUAACGAAGAAGUUAUAUUUAUUUAUUUAUGCAAAAUAUUGCGGUAUAGGACAAAUCGCAAAUGAAAAUUACUAGCCAAAACGUGUAUCAUUGUUGAAGUCAAUAAUGCCGAAGUCAAAAGAAUAUGUCUCUGACAGUGAUGACAGCAGCAGUGAAGAGGAAGUAAAGUCAAGUAAAAAGAAACAAAAGAGGGAUAGGGAUGUAGAAGAUAAAGCAAAAGAUGAGAAGAAACCAGCAAAAAAAGCGAAAACAGAAGACGAAGAAACUAUUUGGGAUUUGGGUAAUAAUCGUCAAGUGAAUGUGAGGAAUUUCAAAGGAAAAUAUUAUGUUGAUAUCCGAGAGAUGUAUUAUGAUAAAGAUGGCGAUUUAAAACCUGGCAAAAAGGGCAUAUGCUUAACUAUGCAACAAUGGCGAAAGUUCAUGGAGGUUGUGGAAGAAGUGGAUAAGGUGGCAAAAUUAAAGGGUUAGAAUUUAAAUUCUAAUUUGAAUUUAAAAAAUGUGUUUUAUGUUCAUGUUUUUUUCCAAUAGGAUCUAAAAAAUGUGUAAACCAUCGUACAUUUUUUUAAGUAUUACAAGCAAUUUUGUAAAAUUAAAAGAAACUAGUACAUAAAAUAUAAAAGUGUUAUUUGCGUAUUUAAGAAAAUUGCAUUUGUCACUGAUUUGUAAUGAAAAAAGAUUUUACUUAGCAUUUUCUAAUGAAGGAAAUGAUCUUGAAAUCUAAUAAUAUUGUAGUUGGUUUAUAUUACCAAAUUUUGUGAAUUUAUAACAUAAUAUAAAUUAUAGUUUAUCUCCCGUUGUAUAUUGCAAUACAUUUUCAAUUUUUUUUGCAGUACAAAGAAUAUCGCAUGUAUUGUACCAUAGAAAUUUAAUGACUCAGUUUAUCAAAAUUUCUUGUUAAAUUCCUGUUAUUGUAACAAAUAAAAUUCAGUUGUCAAUAAAAAA